Actinia tenebrosa (Australian red waratah sea anemone) is the source of this 2777-nucleotide messenger RNA. RefSeq names its product alpha-1,6-mannosylglycoprotein 6-beta-N-acetylglucosaminyltransferase A. Gene Ontology annotation, biological process: protein N-linked glycosylation. The record is from RefSeq and is a predicted model, not a curated record. Gene Ontology annotation, molecular function: alpha-1,6-mannosylglycoprotein 6-beta-N-acetylglucosaminyltransferase activity. Lineage: Eukaryota; Metazoa; Cnidaria; Anthozoa; Actiniaria; Actiniidae. Gene Ontology annotation, cellular component: Golgi apparatus.
CUCCGAGAUUUUUCGAUAUGGUUUACGGAAGUUUUCGUGGAAUAGCUUCAAAACUUUUUUGUAUUGGAGUGGUGUGGAUUCUGUUUCUUUUCAUUGUUCAUUUGAUUCUUGACUUUGAGCAAAGUACAAAAUACUUCAAACCUGUAGCGUCCAAAUCACAAGGACAUCCAAUUUUUUCUCUAGAUGAUCUAGACUUCAUUGAAGAGGAUGAUUUUCGAGAGAAGAGAGAAAAGUGCGACAUUCCAUUCGAUGAUUCCUAUCCAGACUGCAAAAUCCAAGUUGAGCGUCUGAAAGAAACCUGGUCUAAAGAUACUUGUUUCCAGGAUUUUGAUGUCGAUGGCUCAGACUGUUCUAUUCUUAUUUAUCUAAGCGAGGUCGAAUCAUGGUGCCCUCGACUGUUUUGGAGACGUCAMAUGAAGAAGAAAGCAAGAAGAAAACAAAAGGUUGCCAAAUUCCAGGCCCACUUUACCGAUGACAUGGACCUUCUCAUGACGUUACUAGAAAAACCUGAGUUAAAAUCGCUGGCAACUCGAGCCUUUAACAUGUGGAGACACUGGAAAAGUGGUUAUAGGUUCAUGAAGAAAGAUGAGGAGGGCAAAGAAAGAAAUCUAAAGAAGAUCUUAAUCUACAUUGGUACUUUGGCCAACUCACCUGUAAAUACUUCUACUUCUCAAGAUUUAUCCGAUGACCUGGUACAGUGGAGUGAUUUGAUAACUUCAUUGUUCAUUCUUGGACACAAACUGACCAUCUCUAACGACAAACAAGACCUCAUUAGCUUGUUGACGACACAAGGAUUCAAACGCAGGUGUAACAAUGAAGAGAAUUUGUUUGAUUUGGUCUACACUGAUCACGUGGGAAUGCGCCAACUGAUGACGUCACAACCUGAGAUUCGUGACAAAGUUUGGAGCAGAUACAAGUGCAAGUUCCGUGUCUUAGAUGCAUUUGGCACAGACGCCGAGUUCAACUAUGCUAAUUACAAUGAAAGCUUUUUGCCAGGCGGGAGAUCGACACUUGGAAAUCUAGAGCUCAGUCUUCGCCAGUUUAUGACUAAAUUCCCGAUGUCGCCAGAUAAUUCAUUCCUGGGGUUUGUAGCUGGAAGCCACAUAGAAAAGCGACCGUUUCUAAAGAAAAAGAAGAGAAUCGUAAUAUACGGAGAUGAGUCUUCCAUAUACAAGAAUCACACAUUUCCCCUGUACGAAUUCGCCAGUAAAUUCAUGCGAGUACACGCUGCAGUGGUCGGUAACGAUCAGUGCUUCUAUUUCCAGAACAAGCAAGCGACCGAAUCUAGUCUACCAAGCUAUGUCAUCAAUCAUGGUGUCUUGAAAAGCGAAGAUCUUGACAGACUUAUUACAAAAUCUAAAGCAGUUAUUGGUUUGGGCAAACCAUCGGAGGGUGUUUUGCCUUUAGUUGCAGUAGGAAAAGGAUGUGUGUUCAUUAAUCCAAAGUACGAUUCUCCUAAAUAUCGUUUAAAUUCGGACUUUCUUAAGGAUAAGCCGUCACUAAGACAGCUGGCUUCUCAACACCCAUAUUUGGAGAAAUUCGUAGGCAAACCUCACGUGAUUACACUGGACUUAAACAACGAUACUGAGUUUAAAGAAGCUAUCAGAAGAAUUGCAAAAACUAAGGUCAGGACGUAUAUUCCAUUCGAGUUCACAGCAGAAGGAUUUCUACAAAGAAUAAAUGCUUACGUGGAAAACCAGGAUUUUUGUCACCAGUCAGACUGGCCCACAGUAUUGGAACUACAAAUCAAGAUUGGUACGACAGGGCAAUCCUGUCAUGACGUAUGUAGCGAAAAAGGCUUGAUAUGUGAACCUGAAUAUUUCAAUGCUGUCAAUUCUACCAAGAUCCAUGGCUGUCGGAUCACGCAUUCAGUAGAAUCGGUCUUCGCACCAGCUAAAGAAGCCAACUCCACAAACUGCAUCACACAAAGUCAACCAUUGCUGUUCAGCUGUCUAAGGGCCAGCCCCCGUUAUAGACGUGUUUGCCCCUGUAGAACGUAUAAAACUGGGCAGAGAGCACUGUGCGAGGAAUGUUAGAUUCUCCUGGUAUUUGAUCUAUGUGACGACAUCAUCGCCGCCAUGUUUGUUCAAUGUCAUUAGUUUAACCAAAGAUCAAUUGUAAUUCUUGUUCAAUAUUAGACUUUCUCUAAACUAAAACAAAUCGUUAAAAUUUUUGUCCAUAUAACUAUGUUUAUACAUUAGCGAUUCCAAUCUCGUGUUUAUCACAAAGUCAGGAUCAAGAGUUGGAAGUGACACUCAUGUCCCGGAUGUGUGACGUCAGAGCUGUCAAAAUGGAGGACAGUAGUUGACUUGGUAAAAUCAAUAUUUAAGAGUUUUUUGAGCAGUUUUCUUUUCUUCAAAAAACAAAACAGGAAAAGCGUCAUAUGAUAUAGAGAAAGGCUAUAAAAGAAUCGUUUUUAGUUUUUUUUAGUUUUUGAAUUAAAGCAGCAAAAUUCAACAUUCAAAGUUCAACAUUCAAAGUUCAAUAUUCAUACAGCUUGGAUGAUAAUUACAGAUUUACAUCUAUUUACUGGCCAAUUAUGUCCAUAUAUAAAGAUGAUGGCCUGUUCAAAUACUUCAUGAUCAAAUAUUUUAAUGUGACUCUAUAUCUUUCCUAAUCAUGCAAAACUAAUAUAACUUCUAAAGUCAGUAAUCUCACCUCGAUAUUCAAUAUAUCGGUUGAUAUUCGAUAACUGAGAUCUAUUCCGUGUCAACCGGCUAUGCCUGUAUCUCAAGAAUACUAAGCUAAAAUUUAGAAAUAAAUUUUAUAGAAAGAAA